AUGUUAAAUACAAGUUCUGAAGGCAGCCCAAGCCGCCUGUUCGUGAUGGGCGGGCUCCUGCCCAAGACGCAAGACAGUGACCUCAGAGGCCCCCAACAAGGUCCUCAGAAUGAAGCGGUUAAUACCAGUCUUUUAAGAUUCUCCCCCAUCUCUUCUCCUCUCUUCUCCUGUUCAUCUUCCUUCAUACACAUCUGCAUCUCCUCAGUUCUCACAAAUCCUUCAAUUUGCUGCCUCAAAUCACUCAUUCAAUCUCAAAAGCUUACAAACCACCACCAGCACUACAUUCCCGAACCAAACUCUCCAUUCAAAAACAUGAUCUCUGUCAAGUUGGCGGCCAUUGGUGCCCUUCUGGCAACUGCCCAAGCCCAGAUUCGUCACCCCAAUGAGGACCUCAUUCUUGCCGAUUGUGGCAUUGGCAACAACAAAGCCCACCCUGGAUGGUCUACUUCUCGCCAGGUGAACUGGUACCAGGACAUUCAGUGGCCUGACGACGUCUCUAAGUUUCCUCCUCCACCCGACCUGGAGGUGGAAGUUCCGUACGCAGAUGGAACUUACCCCUGGAAUCCCAAGGGAACCACUGUCAAACUGUCUAACGGUGUCGUCUGGACAGCCUACAUCAACCCCAGGAUUGCUGACGGUCAACCAGCCGGGUCUGCCGUCACCACCAAGGAGGGUGGUCAAGAACUCACCUGCUAUGCCUACCGUGGUCGCCCUGUCAGUGCAGCCAUCAACACGACUGUCAACGCUGAUGCAGUCUGCUUGACCGCCUUUGUCUGCAACCGUGAUAACAGCGCCCCCCCUCGUCCCAGCGGCAUGGAAAAUCCAACUUCUACCCUGGAAACAUCUUCUGCCCCCCCUGCCACGACUACAUUUGUCUCGCAGCCGCCAGCGACACCUACUCCCACAGGUGGUGAACCAAACCCUCCAGCUGACCCCAAUGCUGGCAAGCUGUUUGUGUCUAUUCUCCUCAGCCCUCGUUUCAUCAACUGGCCUAACACUUGGCAAGCCUUCAUCGAGAAGUUUUCCUGGGAUCGGGACUCUGGAAAGUGCGUUGGUGAGCCGGUGAAAGGGGAUGGGUACACCAUUAACAUUGACUGUGCUGGCAUCCAGAUUGAUUCUGACUCUCAUCUGACGCUUAUCAUGAUCAAAGCUCUCCAUGACCUUGGCAUGAACAGCACUUUCUUCAACCAGAACCCAACCGUGCCAGGAAAGCGCAACUCCACAGCAGAUCAUUGGGUAGUCAUGCCUGAGUCUUUUAGUCUCCAGGCUAUUGAUGUUUCUCAUCAGAAGACCAUCGGCUAUCUCGCAUACAACACCACAUACGACAACUUCCUCACUGGUCCAUGCUCAUCUUGCCAAUCUGAGCGAUUCAACAAGGAGUUCUUUGAUCCGGUUCUGGAAGCCGUCAAGGGUACUUACCCUCUCUACAACAGCUACAACAUUCAGGCUCAGUGCAGUCCCUGGAUGGCAUGCUGGUAAAAUGGGACUGGAGUAUCUUUUAUCUGUAUUCAGUGUGUAGUGAGUUUUACGGCGUAUGGUGGUCAUGUGGGUUAUGAGGAAUGAACAAGGGGAUGAUCAAUUUUGGCGGCUCAUAUGGUAUUACUUCCUUCGCUUCUCGACAUGUAUUUCAAUGAGUUUACUCU
This is a messenger RNA of Fusarium redolens, 1643 nucleotides long. RefSeq lists its product as uncharacterized. The record is from RefSeq and is a predicted model, not a curated record. Bases 1 to 1479 code for a protein of 492 amino acids. Lineage: Eukaryota; Fungi; Ascomycota; Sordariomycetes; Hypocreales; Nectriaceae. The transcript has 3 exons.